AAAAACAAACUGAAGAAAUGGGUAGACCUCCUUGCUGCGACAAAGUCGGUGUGAAAAAGGGUCCAUGGACACCGGAAGAAGAUAUCAUACUGGUCUCUUAUAUCCAAGAACACGGUCCGGGAAACUGGAGAUCCAUUCCUACUAAUACAGGCUUGCUUAGAUGCAGCAAGAGUUGCAGGCUUCGAUGGACUAAUUAUCUUCGGCCGGGCAUCAAACGUGGUACCUUCACCGACCAAGAAGAAAAGACGAUUAUCCAUCUCCAAGCUCUUCUGGGAAACAGAUGGGCAGCCAUAGCUUCCUACCUUCCUCAAAGAACAGAUAACGAUAUAAAAAACUAUUGGAACACCCACUUGAAGAAGAAGCUUAGAAAGGGUCAAAACCAAGAUGGGGUUUCAUCGUUUCAAUCGGUCCCUAAGGGACGGUGGGAGAGAAGGCUUCAAACGGAUAUUCGAUUGGCUAAACAGGCGCUGUCCGAGGCGUUGUCGCUCGAUAAACCCAGCUUUUCCACGGAUUCGAAGCCGCCGAACGAGUCGUACGCGUCGAGUGCCGAGAAUAUAUCUCGGUUGCUCGAGAACUGGAUGAAAGCCACACCGAAACCGAUCACUUCUAGUUCUGGUUGUGGUGCUGAUCUUCGAACGAACUCGGCUGAGAAGGUGACUCAGGGUUCGUUCAUCAACGGCUCCUCCGGGACCAGCUCUAGUGACGAAGGAGCAUUCAGUGUCGAAACCACACCGCUUCGUCAGGGGUUCGACUCGAUUUUCAACUUCAACAAAUCUUGCACUUCUUCGGAUAACGUUUCGCAUGAAUCUGUCUCGGUGGAGCAGAAGAAUGCAAAUUUGAUGACGCCUGAAAACAGCGUCGUUUUCCAAGAUGAAAGCAAGCCAAAUCUGGGGGAUCAAGUGCCCCUGACGUUGUUAGAGAAAUGGCUGUUGGAAGAUGGCUUGUUUUGAAAAUAAAAAUAAAAAUCUUGUUUUAACUUGCCUUCUUU
Hibiscus syriacus is the source of this 988-nucleotide messenger RNA. Its product is annotated as myb-related protein 306-like. NCBI's taxonomy places the organism in Eukaryota, Viridiplantae, Streptophyta, Magnoliopsida, Malvales, Malvaceae. The record is from RefSeq and is a predicted model, not a curated record. The transcript is spliced from 3 exons. Gene Ontology annotation, biological process: response to auxin. Bases 18 to 950 code for a protein of 310 amino acids.